CAUGUACUAUUCCGGUUGUUUACGUAUUUCGAAUGCACACGUCUUUCAGUGAAUUGUACAAGUAUAGCUGUCAACGUUCAACACGUGACCCCACUAGAUGAUUCCUAUCUCUACAUCGGCUCCACGGCCACAGUCAGGGUAUCUGUUGUCAUUCCCGUGGGAUAUAUUGAAGAGUUGAGAAUCACCCUCAUCCACGAUGGGGAGAAUGUUGACUUCGAUACUAUAAAGGCAAAUCAUACAGGCAACAUGGAUUUCACCGAUUCCACAUCCGUGUGGAGUAGAUAUUACAAUACAAGUUUCCAAAGGUUUCACAGAGUCUGUUACAAAUUUUAUAACAUUACCACGUCAUAUUCCAACAGUACUGAAAAUCGGCUACUUUCUGAUUUUUAUGUGUAUCUGCAUAACGCAAAAGGUUUACAAGAUGGACAAAACAUAAGCAUAGAUGCAAAAGUUUCUUACCAGUGGAAUGGAAUAAAUCUGAUUGAAUGUCCAGUCCAUCCGUUCAGUUUUACCAUAAAAACACUGCUUUUGAAAAUGAAUAAGACGGCUUCCUUUUCCAUGGUGGCACCAAAGACAUCUGAACUCCCUUCUGGAAUCAACCUACUUAAUAAAAUUACGUUUAGGGCGUGGGUUCCAGAUUAUAAUCCUUCGAUUAAAGUUCUUCUGCAAAGACACACCGACUCUCUUUGGAUUGCAUACUUGCGAGUGCCCAGCGUUGGAUUGUCAUAUAGGACAGGCUACGGAGAUAUCCGAUUGCUUAAAGUUUCAAGUUGUGGUGCUAACACCUCGUUGUUGAUAGAAUUCCCCUCACACUGGGUGAACAGAGGUUACUACAAAGAUUCAAAAACAACGGCCUAUGACAAAAUAGAAUUCGAGGCCGGUAUUAUGAUGACAAAGUCAGCUGAUUUGGAUUCAGAACAAACUGUCCGCAUAAGCAUUCUAUUGGAUGAUGUUGAAGUGUGGAACUCGACAGUUUCCCUCAAAGUCAACUCUACAGUAAAUGCGGAUUCACUGGUCAAGAUGUCGAUAGUUGAUGACCUCGUGAAUGGACCUAUCGUAUCCUCCAGCAAUAUACCACUAAUGUUAGUCAUCGAAACACCAGCGAACACGGCAGAGAUUAUAAAUAUCAGGUUAUGGACAGGAAAUCUCUUGGAGACAGGGGAACCAGCAGCAAUAAUUAAGAAUGUGUCUUUUCACCGUGCUGACGAAAACAUUACGUGUUAUGACCUGAAUGCACUUUAUCACAAAACAGAAAACUCAUCGGUUCAGAACUCCGCCUUAAUUCAUUUGAAGUAUCCAUACCUACAUCGAGCUCAAAGAAUGGAUUCCAUGGAGAUCUGAAGUUUUGUGAUGUAACUUAUAAUGGAGACAUGAACAGAAAUAUUAGUAAAUGUGUUUAUAAUUGU
Messenger RNA from Ostrea edulis (European flat oyster), 1406 nucleotides. RefSeq lists its product as uncharacterized. The record is from RefSeq and is a predicted model, not a curated record. Lineage: Eukaryota; Metazoa; Mollusca; Bivalvia; Ostreida; Ostreidae. The transcript has 7 exons. Bases 247 to 1341 code for a protein of 364 amino acids.